Peromyscus eremicus (cactus mouse) is the source of this 3839-nucleotide messenger RNA. RefSeq names its product arrestin domain containing 4 (gene Arrdc4). The coding region runs from base 134 to 1387 and encodes 417 amino acids. Gene Ontology annotation, biological process: protein transport. Gene Ontology annotation, cellular component: plasma membrane; cytoplasm. Gene Ontology annotation, molecular function: ubiquitin-like ligase-substrate adaptor activity. The transcript is spliced from 8 exons. The record is from RefSeq and is a predicted model, not a curated record. Lineage: Eukaryota; Metazoa; Chordata; Mammalia; Rodentia; Cricetidae.
CACCCGGCUGGGCUCUGCGGCCGUGGUGGCCCUGGGCUUGCGGCCGGCGCCCGUGACAGCAGCGUCGCGGAGCCGGCUACCCCAACCCGGGGCCGCUGCCGACCUCGCUGGCCGAGCCGCAUCUCCUGGCGGGAUGGGCGGCGAUGCGGGAGCCGAUGGUCCCCGGGGCCGCGUCAAGAGCCUGGGGCUGGUGUUCCAAGACGAGAGCAAGGGUUGCUACUCCAGCGGGGAGACAGUGGCUGGGCACGUGCUGCUGGAGGCUGCAGAGCCGGUGGCCCUGCGCGGGCUGCGCCUGGAGGCCCAGGGCCGUGCCACCUCUGCCUGGGGCCCGAGCGCUGGGGCCCGGGUCUGCAUCGGUGGCACCGCUCCAGCAGCUUCCUCGGAGGUGGAAUACUUGAACCUGCGCUUGAGCCUGCUCGAGGCCCCAGCUGGUGAAGGCCUCACUUUGUUACAACCUGGAAAACACGAGUUUCCCUUUCGCUUUCAACUUCCAUCUGAACCGUUGGCAACGUCGUUUACUGGAAAGUAUGGCAGUAUUCAGUAUUGUGUGAGGGCUGUUUUGGAACGACCCCAAGUACCAGAUCAGAGUAUAAGAAGGGAGCUCCAGGUUGUCAGUCACGUGGAUGUCAACACUCCACCCUUAUUGACUCCUGUGCUGAAAACGCGGGAGAAAAUGGUCGGCUGCUGGAUCUUCACGUCUGGUCCCGUGUCACUGAGUGUGAAAAUUGAAAGAAAGGGCUACUGUAAUGGAGAAGCUAUUCCCAUCUAUGCAGAAAUAGAGAAUUGUUCAUCUCGCCUGAUAGUUCCUAAGGCAGCCAUAUUCCAAACCCAGACCUAUCUGGCUAGUGGAAAGACAAAGACAGUCCGGCACAUGGUUGCCAACGUCCGAGGAAACCACAUUGGUUCUGGAAGUACAGACACGUGGAACGGGAAGAUGCUGAAAAUCCCACCUGUUACGCCCUCCAUCCUGGAUUGCUGCAUUAUCAGAGUAGACUAUUCCUUAGCUGUAUACAUCCACAUUCCUGGUGCUAAAAAAUUGAUGCUGGAGCUACCCUUAGUUAUUGGUACGAUUCCAUACAGUGGCUUUGGCCGCAGAAACAGCAGUGUUACAAGCCAGUUCAGUAUGGACAUGAGCUGGUUGGCACUGGCCCUGCCGGAGCAGCCCGAAGCACCACCAAAUUACGCUGAUGUGGUAACCGAGGAAGAAUUCUCCCGACACACUCCUCCGUACCCUCAGCCCCCUGACUGUGAGGGGGAAACCUGCUACUCUAUGUUUGCAUGCAUACAAGAAUUCCGGUUCCAGCCUCCACCUCUUUAUUCAGAGGUUGAUCCACAUCCUGGGGAUGCCGAAGAGACGCCGCCGCCGCCUGUUUCCUUCAUUCUCUGAAGAGAUCCCAGCUUUCACUGUGUUGUUACCAACUUAGAAUAUUGGUUCUUUCGCCUGCCUUGGUGGAGGAGAAAGUGAACUUGAGAACAUUUGCACUUCAAGUGUGAAGACAACAGAAAUGAAAGAGUUUGAGAACUUUUUAGUGGGGUGGUCUCACAAGUUUGUAGGGUGGAGUCAGUUGUCCCCUUUAAAAGUGGAUGAAAAUGUGAACUGAAAAACCGGAAGUCCUGGGGAUGGGAGAGGAAGUGAAGGAUUGUCUGCACUGUUGGAGAGAGGAGUCUUAAGGAAUUGGAAGGUUGCAGGAGUGUACUCUGACCAGGGUUCACAGUUAGGAACUUAACGGACUUGUUAGGAAGAUUUGAUGUAGGGGAACAAGACAGCUUUGAAGUAAGUGUGAAUGAGGAAGUGGUCUACUUUCAAUGGAAUUGAGGUCCCAGGUUUGAGGGUCUUCAUGAUUUCUUAUGUUACCACAGCAAGGACUCAGGUCCUUGAAAGUAUCCUUUCUGGAGUCCAUGGUCAUGGGAGAUCCUGAUGGAAGUGACAGUGGUUCCACUCUCUGCUGAGGAGGUUAAAAUGUGCUUUGAAAACUGGCUCUACAGUACCGGGAAGCCUAGAAGGGAUUCCUUAAAAGCUUGCCACAUCAAAAGGAAAGAGGAGUUCUCACAUGGAGUGUGUUGUGAAAGGCUGUACUUCCUCCCACUGUAAGAACUUCUGCAGAAUAUACGUUUGAUGUUCCCCAUCCCUCCGUUACCUAGGGAAUAUUAGAAAAAGAUGGGGUAGGCAUGACAUCUUUAGGAUAUCUAAUACCUGCACAAAACAAAGUGUUUCCUUAUCCUACCUCCAGUGACUUCCUCAGGCCUGCUCUCAGAACUCCAGGCCUGACUGACCUUUGGGGUUUCUGCUGUAUACAGUUGGCAGACUCCUUCCAGCCUAUCACUUGUUCUGAAACUAGACCAAGGGAAAAUCCCAUGAGCUUAGCAUUAAAUAGAAAUAAAUACAAGCACCCAAGAUCUUAAAAGAAAUCCCAACUCAAAAGAGGAUGGGAACGUGCCUGAGCUCUUCCUGUGAUGUGGCUUCAGUGGGUGGAUGGCAGUGGCCAUGCUGUGCAUUCUUAGUCCAGUUCGUUAGUAAUUCCAUUUAAACUGUGAUUUUUUUUUAAUUGUUUUGGUGCAAUAUUUUGUUGUCAUUGAGCCUCAGGAUAAUUCAGACCUACAGGACUGUGUUGCUGCUGACUGGGUCAGCCAUGUCUUUACCAGCCUCCUCCCCUCCUGUUCACGGUCACAUGCUCAGUUGUUUUGCCUCCAAUCUGUUGGUCCCAGGAGCUAAGAACAUUACUGACACCAGGUGGGAGGGAGAUUCUCACAAUGAAGAUCUGGACCAGCCAAAUCCUAAGGGUUUGAUCUAGAAACCCUGGUGCUUUCCAGGCAGAAUGUUGUGCUGCGUUCAUCAGAGCAAUGGAUUUAUUUUUCAGUCACCCAGUUCACUUAAAGACAUUUGUCUAGGGUUAAAUUUUAUAUUCAAACGUCAGUGGGCCAUCUGUUUUUGUACCAAUGUUAGGUAAAUGUGUACUUGUCCCCUCUGAGCAUACCUCUCUCUUCUGUGGUCAUGUUAAUGUCAAACACAUGUAUUUUCAUUGUAAGCCACUGUCUAAAAUGCCAAACGGUAUUGCCAGUAAUUGUGGUGUGGGAAUUACCACAAACCUUAUUUCUCAUGUUAGUUGUUGGAGAUUUCUUUUGUCUUUUUGUUGUGUGUCUGCAAACAGUUAUGGUUGUUCAAGUACUAUCUAAACCGUUUUUGUUUUUGUGGUAGAAAAGAUGAUGAGCUGUCUUUUGGCUUCCAGGCUGUAGUUUACAUGCUUUGUCAAGACGUGGUCCAUCUCCAUGAAACCAAAACAAAGGGGGAGAAAGUGACAGUAUGGACAGAGAGAAAACAGAACAGGUUGGCUCGCUGUAGCAAAGCUGUUGCAGUCAGUUUGCUUAGAGAAAUCAUGAAGUCCCCCGCAGAAGUGAAGCAGAGCCAACAGUGGCAUUCAAGAGAAUAGCUCAGAGACAACUUUAUCUGCGUCUGCCCGGCCCGACACUUAUAGUCAGGAUAACAUGAAUGUAGAAAACUGCAUCGGAAACCCUGCAAAUGAGAUCAGACUGUAGCUGCUAAUACUUGCCUGUUUAGUCCCCUCUUGCUCUCAUUUAGGUUUGGAAGAAUGAAAAGUGCCCUUAAGGUUUUCUUUUUGAUGCCCAAAGUUUGAGAUUAAAAGUGUGUAUCUUUUGGUGCACAUAGAUCUUUCCUUCCCUGGGCAGAAUUUUACUUUCUCUGUUUUGGUUUUGCACAAUGAGAAACUCAGUAGGCAAGGGUUAUGUUUUUGAUAAGUUCACUAGCUUUUUAAAAUUUUUAUUAAAAAUGUAAUAACUUAACCAAGCGGAAAAUAAAAAUUGUAUUUUGUACUCUUGUUUGA